Macadamia integrifolia is the source of this 2428-nucleotide messenger RNA. RefSeq lists its product as uncharacterized. The coding region runs from base 197 to 2155 and encodes 652 amino acids. Gene Ontology annotation, molecular function: protein dimerization activity; DNA binding. The record is from RefSeq and is a predicted model, not a curated record. NCBI's taxonomy places the organism in Eukaryota, Viridiplantae, Streptophyta, Magnoliopsida, Proteales, Proteaceae. The transcript has 3 exons.
UUUAUAAAAGGAAAAAAAAACCCCAAAUCCGUUCGCCGAAACUCGGACACCCCCAAACCCUCUUCCGUUCUCGCUUCUCCGUCGUCUCUGAUUUUCUGACUCUGCAACUGAAGCAGCGCUGUGCGACGGUCGACGGUCAAAUUUUUCCUUAAGCUCACGAUUUCGUCGCCAGAAAAGGUGGUUGAGCCUAGAAAAAAUGGUGAGGAAGAAAGAUAAGUUUUGGGUACAUGUGGAGCAACUUGGUUUGAACCGUUUCAAAUGUAAAUAUUGUGAACUUGAUUUUUCUGGGAGUGUUACUCGAGUAAAGGCUCAUUUGGCUUGCCUAACUGGCCAUGAUGUUCAAAUUUGUUCCAAAGUGCCUGAUCACAUCCAAGUUGAAGCCCUUGCAGAGCUAAAUUUGAAUGCAUCUAAGAAGAGAAAGAGUGAGACUAUGGAAAGUGGAAUUGGUUCUACAACUGACCAAUAUAAGACCACGGUGCUAGAAAUAGCUUCUGAGAAAGAUAAGUCAUUGGACAGGAUGUUAACAGAUUUUUUUGUCAAGAAUAACAUUUCCUUCAACCUUAUUGAAAUUGAUUCUUUUAUUAACAUGAUGAGGGCUGCAUGUGAAUAUGGGCCAGGUUUUGUUGUACCUGAUUACUCAACUCUCCGCACCCGUUUGAUUCCUGAAGCAAAAAUAGAGGUCAUGGAAUAUGUUAGUAACAUAAAGUCUACUUGGGCUACCACAGGUUGCACAAUUAUGUCUGAUUCUUGGACUGACUUAAAGAAGAGGUCUUGGGUCAAUGUGAUUGCUUACUCUACUGGAGGUGUUGUAUUUCUAAAAUGUAUUGAUUGUGGUACAAGCAAAAUAACUGCACCAUUUCUCUUCAAAGAAAUUUCUGCUGUUAUUGAAGAGCUUGGACCACAAAAUGUAGUGCAGUUCAUUUCAGAUAAUACUGCUAACUAUAACUUUUGUGGUGAUAUGUUGAGGGGAAAGUGGCAUCAUAUAUAUACUACAAACUGUGCUGCACACGGGGUGAAUUUGCUUUUGAAGGAUAUAUACAAACAUGUGAAUUGGGUGAGAGAAGUUAUUAAUGAUGGAAAAAAUGUGGUGGAUUAUAUGCUCAAGCACACUGCUAUUUUUGCCUUAAUGAAGCAAUUCAUCAAUGAUAAAGAGCUUAAGCAACCUUCCAAGACAAGGUUUGCUACAUAUUUUUCAAUGCUUCAAUCUCUUGUUGCAGUUGAAAACGAGCUUAGGCUUUUAGUUGCAUCAUCUGAUUGGAGUGACUUUCACUUCAAUGAGGCUGAAAUGGCAGUAAAAAUUGCUAGGAUCAUUCAAUCUGAUGCUUUCUGGGAGGGGGCAAAGGAAGUUGUUUCUUUCAUGGAGCCAAUCAUUCUGAUUCUUCGGCUUGUUGAUUCAGAGGGUGCCACUACAGGUUACUUAUUUGAAGCAACAGAAAGGGCAAAGGAAACAUUACAAAAAUUUGUGGAGAAGGAUGGAGUCAAAUAUUCAAUCAUUAUGGCUUUGUUAAAUAGUAGAUUGAAGGAGAACAUUAUUCAUCAUGUUCAUGUGCUUGCUGCAAUUCUAAAUCCUGCUUUUAUGUAUGCUGGUCGAUUUAAGAUAGAGACAUCUAGAAUUCUAGAAGCACAAGAUUUUAUUUUGGAAACCAUGCUUCCUCCAGAAGAACAUGAUCAAUUCACUGCAGAAAUGGUUGAAUAUCGUAUGAAGAAUCCAAAGGUGUUCUCUAUCACAGGAAUGUCAAUGAUGAGAGUAAGCCAUCCAAGGAUUUGGUGGCAAUUUUGUGGUGGGUGUUUUCCUGUGGUUCAAAAGGUUGCUUGCAAAAUUUUGUGUCAACCUUGUAGUUCUUCUCAUUGUGAGCGAAAUUGGAGUGCGUGGGAUGCAGCACAAACAAAAAAGAGAAAUAGAUUGGUCCCAGAUAUGAUAGAAGAUUUGGUCUACAUCAGGAUGAACUCUUUGAUGAAAGAGAAGUAUGAUAACCGUGAGCUUCAAGAUUUGAAACCCAUCGAUUUGGAAAAACUUAGUGAUUUGCUCGAGGAAGACAUUGAACUGGAGAUGGAGAGACUUGAACAAACAUAUGUUGAAUCCGAUCCACCAGACAAUGGAAUUGAUGGGAUGGAUCUUACAGGAUCUGCUUCAGAUAGUUUCCUACAAUCUUGACAUUUGGACAUAUUUCUCAUGAUAGAGUUCUAUUAUCACUUCUAAAUUUUGGAACAUCUAUUUUAUGGCUCUUUUGUGAUAAUGGAUGAUAUAUUUUAGGUUGGGCAUUUUUUUUUAUAUGGGGUUUGAAUUUGGAAUUGGUCUUAGAUAUCUUGUUUAUUUAUAUGAAGUUGUAAUAUAUAUUUUGUAUAGUGCUUGGAUUUUGGAAUUCAGAAUGGGUUGUGGAAUUAUAUACAUUUUAGUUGGAUUUUAUAGACUUACUAUUGCUUUUAA